This is a messenger RNA of Onychostoma macrolepis, 1574 nucleotides long. Its product is annotated as univin-like. Bases 139 to 765 code for a protein of 208 amino acids. The record is from RefSeq and is a predicted model, not a curated record. The transcript is spliced from 5 exons. Lineage: Eukaryota; Metazoa; Chordata; Actinopteri; Cypriniformes; Cyprinidae. Gene Ontology annotation, biological process: BMP signaling pathway; SMAD protein signal transduction. Gene Ontology annotation, cellular component: extracellular region. Gene Ontology annotation, molecular function: growth factor activity; cytokine activity.
GUGUAAAGUAUUCCAAGGCCAAGCUCGGCCAGGGUAGAUAAAUCCCUGCUUUCCCAGGCCGCUUCAAACAACACCCAUUCAUUCCUCUCCAGAGUCCUGAGAGCCUUCGUCACGAGACUCGAGCGUUAUCCUGCAGCCAUGCGUCUGGUGCUGUGUGUCGUCGCCGUUCUGUUCGGGAGUCCUCUCGGAGAGAUGUUUGCUCUCCAUCCUUCACCUGAGGCAUCUGCUGUCAAAGCCAACAGAUGCAAGGGAGAACUGGAAAUUAGGAAAAUCCUUCUGGAAUCUCUAAAACUCCAGCAGGAGCCUCGUGUGUCUGUGUCGAAGAUGCAUCGUCUGCGUGAGCAGUGGAAAGACAUGUUCAGGAACCUCACAUCAGCACCAGGUAACGCAACGUUUCCCGAGGACUCCAGAAACUCCAUCUGCUGCAAGCAUUCCUGUCAGGUCUUCAUUAAAGAUCUGGGCUGGGAGCGCUGGGUGGUUUAUCCGGAGAGCAUCACCUUCAUCCAGUGCCGAUCCUGCGGUUCUGAGAGCGCAGACGCACCUGCGCAGACUGAUGAAAGGCUUCAGAUGAUCUUGUCUCUGGGCUCAGACCUGAUCUUAAUUGUCUUCCCACAGUGCUGCAAGCCGACCGCUCACAAAAUCAUCCCGUUCCUCUACAUGGACGAAGGGAGCGUUGUGGUUCUGUCCUCAGUGAGUCUGACCCACGAGUGCGGCUGUGACCCUGGAGAGGAAACGCAGGACCCUGAGGUCAUGACCCCGUCCUAGAAAGCCUUCCUGACCCCGCAGGUCACGUGACACAGAGCCACAGAAACGCAGUAGAGAAGCACAGCUUUUUGGAUUCGUAGGUUUAUAGCUAAGCAAACUUAUUUAGCGUCUUUUGACUUUUGCUGCUGUUGAGAGUCAGACUCUCAGACUGUUGUGGGCUGUAAGAAUGGACUCAAAGUUCUCAGAAGAGGCAAAUAAAGUUCUCAAUCUAAGCAUGUUAUUUGACUUGCAUAGAAAUGCACAAUGGACCUUCUGUUACAAAUCAGUUCAAGGCCAAAUCUGUUUUUAACUUCAGGCUUUUAUGGGGCUGCGGCUGCAGCGGCCAGCCAAUGUUCCCUGAGAAAAUGCUGUGGAGCAGCUCUGCCAAACCUUUCCCUGUGCGAAUCUGAGGACCAAACAAAGUGUUACAUUCCUUUAAAUCAAAUUCUAAUGUCAAUUAUUCCUCUAAUGUGGCAUCAGGCGUGAUCUGCGUGUUGAGAAACGCCUGGUCUUGUUGAAGAAUCAAACGCACAUUCCAGCAUUUCGGCUGCGUGUUUGCAAAAACCAUCUGGCCAUAAAUCAACAUCAUUUCAAAUUCAGUGUGGGAACAGUUUUCAACCCAGUAUUAUAUUUACAUUUACAUUUAGUCUGAAUGUUUCAUAACUCGACAUCCAUGUUGUAGGCUACACACCAUUGUAUUAGAAAAUAUUAUCAAAAUAUAAUCCAGGAAAGGCAAACUAACACUUUCACAUGCAUGUUUAACAAGAUUUACACUGUGUAUCAAAUGUAUCAGCAGAAUGUUUUAUUAAAGAAAGCUUUCAUGGCAUGAA